AUGGGAUUGAACUCUCAUUUGUUAAAGGCAAUUAGUAGAAAAGGAUUUAAUGUACCUACACCAAUUCAGCGAAAAACGAUACCUUUAGUCCUCGAUAAUCAAGAUGUUGUUGGUAUGGCUAGAACUGGUUCUGGAAAAACUGCUGCUUUCGUCAUUCCAAUGAUUGAAAAAUUGAGAGCUCAUAGUGUACGUGUUGGUGCAAGAGCUUUGAUUAUGUCGCCGUCUCGAGAAUUGGCAUUACAAACAUUGAAAGUCGUUAAGGAAUUCGGGCGAGGAACUGACCUUAAAUGUGUUCUACUUGUUGGAGGUGAUAGUCUGGAAGAACAAUUCGGAUUUAUGGCCGCCAAUCCUGAUAUUGUUAUUGCUACACCUGGUCGAUUUUUACAUUUGAAGGUUGAAAUGUCUUUAGACUUAUCAUCGAUGAAAUACGUUGUCUUUGAUGAAGCCGAUCGUCUAUUCGAGAUGGGAUUUGCUGCUCAACUUGGCGAGAUUCUUCACGCAUUGCCAAUUUCGAGACAGACUUUGUUAUUCUCGGCAACUUUACCAAAGUCCUUGGUAGAGUUCGCUAGAGCUGGUCUUCAAGAGCCAAGUUUGGUUCGUCUUGACGCAGAAAGCAAAGUUUCUCCCGAUCUCCAGAGCGCAUUUUUCAGUGUCAAAGGUGCCGAAAAAGAAGGUGCUUUAUUGCAUAUCCUUCAAGAUUUGGUCAAAAUGCCUACUGGCUUACCAGAAAAUGCACUGAAUGCAACAGACAACUUUAGCAAAAAGCGCAAGAGAGGUCCUGAUGGCCCAACUAAGAAACUAAAGCCCACAGAGCAUUCGACUAUCAUAUUCGCAGCUACUAAACAUCAUGUCGAUUAUCUCGCUUCUCUACUACGUAUGUCUGGAUUUGCUGUUUCUCAUGCUUAUGGUUCGCUUGAUCAAACCGCUAGAAAUAUCCAAGUUGAAGAUUUCCGGACUGGGAAAUCAAAUAUAUUAGUAGUUACCGAUGUCGCUGCUAGAGGUAUUGAUAUUCCUGUAUUAGCAAAUGUCAUUAAUUACGACUUCCCACCGCAACCCAAAGUUUUUGUUCAUCGAGUUGGUCGUACCGCAAGAGCUGGUCAACGGGGCUGGAGUUACAGUUUGGUUAGAGAUACUGAUGCGCCAUAUCUUCUUGACCUACAACUAUUCCUUGGAAGGAGAUUACUUCUCGGACGCGAUUGUGGUGACUCGCCGAACUAUGCUGAAGAUGUAAUUGUUGGAGCUUUACAAAGGAAUGAGGUAGAAAGCAAAUCAGAAUGGAUUACGAAGCUUUUAUAUGACGACGAUGACCUUACUGCCCUUCGAAACGUAGCUGGCAAAGGAGAAAAACUGUAUGUCAAAACCCGUAACUCGGCAUCCAGCGAGAGUGCGAAGAGAGCCAAAGAAGUCGUAGCAUCAAAAGGAUGGAUGGAACUACAUCCACUUUUCAAGGACGUUACAAAUGGUGCGGAACAAGCUCGAUUAGAGAUGCUAGCAAAAAUUAGUGGUUUCCGGCCCAAUGAGACCGUCUUUGAGAUUGGACAAAAGGGGAAAGCUGCUCACAGUGAGGCUGCAGAAAUUAUGCGACACCGAAGGGAAAAGAUCAUUCCACGAAGACAGAAGGAGGAAGACGAAAAGGCCGCCGCAGCAGCAGCAGCAGCAGAAGAAGAUAACUUUGAUUCUCCAGCGGAGGAAAAUGAUGAUAAUGACGAUCUCGAGGUCACAGUCACUGGAGGAGAUGACGAUAUGGCCGAAGCAUCCGACGGUGAGCUUGAAGUUACCUUCUCGAAAGCAGCGCAAAAAGGCAAAGGCCGGACACUAUCCUGGAAAGACUCCGAAAACUUCAUGUCAUACACACCAAAAACUAUCAACACAGCAGAAGAACGUGGAUACGGUGUUCAUUCUGGUUCAUAUAACACAGCAUCUCAAAAUUCGAAUUUCGUUGAGGCAGCCAGAGGUGUAACCAUGGAUCUUACUAAUGAUGACGGGGCGAAAUCCUUUGCCGAGCCGUCCAAGGCAAAAGGCAUGAGAUGGGAUAAAAAGAAUAGCAAAUAUGUUGCUCGAGCCAAUGACGAGGACGGAUCUAAAGGAAUCAAAUACAUCCGUGGAGAGAGUGGUCAAAAGAUUGCAGCAAGUUUCCAAAGUGGUCGAUUUGACAGAUGGCGCAAAGCACACAAGGUCGAUCGCAUGCCACGAACUGGUGAAGCAGAACGUGAGGGCCCUGCAAGUGCUGGUGGGGUAGGACGAGGUUUCGGAACACGAUAUAAGCAUAAGCAAGAGAGGGCGCCAAAGGAAGCUGAUAAAUAUCGGGAUGAUUACCAUGUGAGGAAGAAGAGGGUUGCUGAAGCAAAGGAAAACAGAGUUGGUUCGUUCAAGGAUGGAAGUGGAAAAUCGGAAAUUAAAAGUACGGAAGAUAUCCGAAAGGAUAGGAAGUUACAGGAGAGGAGAAAGGCAAAGAAUGCCAGACCUUCAAAGAAAGGCAAAUAUUAG
Molecule: messenger RNA, 2487 nt
Organism: Sclerotinia sclerotiorum 1980 UF-70
Lineage: Eukaryota; Fungi; Ascomycota; Leotiomycetes; Helotiales; Sclerotiniaceae
Exons: 2
Coding region: 1-2487 (828 amino acids)
Cellular component (GO): nucleus
Molecular function (GO): RNA helicase activity; RNA binding; ATP binding
Source: RefSeq, a predicted model, not a curated record